AUGGCAGAGGGUACAAGAUUAAAAACUAUCGAUGGUGACGUUAGAGCAUUGAAGGAUAAAGUUGACGAGCAAGAAAAGCAGAAAUUUAUGAAGCACGCUUUCGGAGAAACUUCUAAUACUAAUCCGUGGCAUAUAAAAUUUCCGAAAUUUUCUGGUGAUGACCCAAAUGGUUGGAUUUACAAGGCUGGGCAAUAUUUCUAUAGGAAUCAGAUAGAUGAAAGUCAGUGGCUUAACAUUGCAUCUUAUAAUAUUGAAGAGGAAGCGCUGCAAUUUUAUAGGUGGUUCAACAAUACUCGUGGACAGUUUUCAUGGAAGGAUUUAACAAUCAGAUUAUUACAACGUUUUGGGCCUAAGGAAUUCGAAGAUCCAGCAGGAGCACUAUCAAAAUUGCGCCAAACUGGAACUGUUACAGAAUACCAGAAGGAGUUCGAACGUCUAUCAAACUUGGUUCAUGGCUUAUCAGAAGAAUUUCUUGUUAGUUGCUUCAUUAGUGGUCUUCGUGAUGAUAUUCAACCAGGUGUGCGGAUUUUCAAACCGAAAGAUUUGCUUACUGCUAUCGAAUUAGCACGGCUUCAAGAAGAACAACUUUGUGCCACCAUAAAGACACCGCCAUCAACGUUCUCCACCCAACAUCCAAAUCAGCAAUUUCGACCAUCCCCAUACCAACAAUUUAGACCUCACUCACCUCGUCCGUGGCUACCACAAAACCAUUUAUCUUCUAAUUCAGUACCCAACAAAACACAAUCUAGUUUAUUAGGACCACCUCCAAAAUCCACACCUCCAAAAUCUACACCACCAUUUCAGCGAAUCUCAGCAAACGAAAUGAAGGAAAGAAGGGAAAAAGGUCUUUAUUACCACUGUGAUGAAAAAUAUUCGUUCGGACAUACAUGUAAAAAUCCACGAAUUUUUCUUUUAGAGGGAUGUUUUCCAGAAUCAGAUUGCGAUGCAGGUGAAAGUGACGAUCCUGUAGAAGACAAUAAUGGUGAGCAAUCUCCUGAAAUUUCUUUACAUGAGAUUGUUAGUACGAAUACUCCCCAAACAAUGAGACUAGUUGGUAGUUUAUGUAAUAAACAAGUUUCUGUUCUAAUUGAUUCUGGGAGCACCCACAAUUUUCUGGAUCCACAAGUUGUUACUCGUUUGAAUAUUCCUAUUAGUGCUGGUGGUAAAUUCAAAGUGAUGGUGGCUAAUGGCACUUAUUUAGAAAGUGAAGGAAGAUGCCUUAAUGUGAAGAUAAGUCUUCAGCAAGUACCUGUUGUUGCUGAUUUCUUUGUUCUUCCAUUGGGAGGUUGUCAGGUAGUACUGGGAGCACAAUGGCUACGUACUCUUGGACCUAUUACUUGGGAUUUUACAGCCAUGGUUAUGUCUUUCAAACUUAACGGAAUGCGACAUCAUUUAAAGGCCAGCGAGUCUGAUUCUGUAGAUGUGUUGGAAGCGACCGAAUUUACUAAAGAAUUUUGGCAAUCUGGAAAGGGGCUGAUGUUGCAUUUGAUUUCGUUACAAGAGGUACAAGUUAUGGAUGACGUUCAACCGGGGAUAAAAGUAAUAUUGGAUGAAUUCACCAGUGUGUUUUCAGAAGCGCUUGGACUACCAUCUAGCCGUUCUCAUGACCACAAAUUUUCGCUGUUAGACUCACAUGGACCAGUCAAUGUGCGCCCUUACAGUACCCUCAUUUUCAGAAGAAUGAAAUUGAAAAGUUAA
Messenger RNA from Papaver somniferum (opium poppy), 1698 nucleotides. RefSeq lists its product as uncharacterized. Bases 1 to 1698 code for a protein of 565 amino acids. Lineage: Eukaryota; Viridiplantae; Streptophyta; Magnoliopsida; Ranunculales; Papaveraceae. Gene Ontology annotation, biological process: proteolysis. The record is from RefSeq and is a predicted model, not a curated record. The transcript is spliced from 2 exons. Gene Ontology annotation, molecular function: aspartic-type endopeptidase activity.